AUGAAGAGAUUUUCAAUGCAAUCUUGGAAAGAGAUAUCAAAGGAUGAAUUGCGUCUAUUGGAUUUCUGGGCAAGCCCAUUUUGCAUGAGAGUCAAAAUUGCUCUAGCUGAAAAGGGUGUGGCUUAUGAAUCUCAUGAAGAAGAUUUAUUUGGUGGCAAAAGUGAUUUGCUUUUAAAAUCCAAUCCAAUUUAUGAGAAAGUUCCAGUUUUGUUGGACAAUGGGAAGCCAAUUGUAGAGUCCAAUAACAUUGUGUAUUAUAUUGAUGACAAGUAUUCUCCUAAUCCUUUGUUGCCUUCUUGUGCUUAUGCCCGCUCUCGAGCACGUUUUUGGGCUGAUUUCAUCGAUAAAAAGGUAUUUGAAGCAGGAAUGGGCAUAUGGAGGAGCAAAGGUGAUGAACUAGAAGUUGCAAAGAAUGAUUUCAUAGGAAUCUUGAAGAAGCUUGAAGGAGCCAUGGGUGACAAGGAUUACUUUGGAGGAGACAACUUUGGGUACGUUGAUGUCAUAGCAACUGCCAUGACAUCUUGGUUCCAUGCUUAUGAAGUAUUUGGAGGUUUUAAGGUUGAACAGUUGUGUCCUAAAUUUGGCUGUUGGAUGAAGAGAUGCCUUAAGAGGGAGAGUGCUAGUGUCCUUCCAGAUCCUGAAAAGGUCUAUCAGUGUGUUGUCAUGCUUAGAAAGAUGCAUGGCAUUGAAUAGGACGGGUUCUGUCGAUUCAAUCGCACUAUAUACAUUUUAAAAAGAAUAAAAAUAAAUGUAUACGUAUAAUAAAGUUAUAAUAAUUCUGAACUCGCGAAUUCUAUUACUUAGGAUUCGAGUCUUGAGUCAGUAUGUGCUGGAUCACUCGAUCCUGCUUGGUUUUUUAAUUUUAAUUUUUCUUUCUUCCUUUGUGAUUUGGGCUUCAAGUUCUCUCUCAUACUCUUUCCAUGUCUAUUUGAGCUUAUAUUUAUUAUGUCACAAUAAAAUGUAUCAUUUUAUGCAAAAAUGUACCAUUAGUUCUUCCUAGAAUCAUUCCUAUGUUUACUUUCA
This is a messenger RNA of Capsicum annuum, 1023 nucleotides long. Its product is annotated as probable glutathione S-transferase. Gene Ontology annotation, cellular component: cytoplasm. Gene Ontology annotation, molecular function: glutathione transferase activity. The record is from RefSeq and is a predicted model, not a curated record. Lineage: Eukaryota; Viridiplantae; Streptophyta; Magnoliopsida; Solanales; Solanaceae. Gene Ontology annotation, biological process: glutathione metabolic process.